AUGGCCAAUCCCAGAGCGAGUACCGCGGUCGCGGCAAACACCAUCGCCGCAGAAUUCGAAGACUGCAUGGAGACAUACCAAUCUCUUUGCUCUGCCAUGCAGGCCAAUGUGGCUGCAUGGUCAGGCACGACAUCUGCGGUAUGCGAGUAUCGCAAAACCUUGCAUCAGUGGGGAUAUAGAACUGGUGCAGCUACACGAGCUCUGGACUAUGCCCUCCACAAGAACUCCGACCUCCGGGAUGAGGUCCUUGAGCUUCUUGAAGGCUUCAAAGCGACUCUUCAGAGCACGUUGGAGCUUGUACAGAUCGCCGCUCUGCCCCUACUAAGUCCAGCGUUACUUGAUUACCCACAAACAUCCUACUUCGACAGAUCUCCUAACGACCGGACGGGGCUCGGGGCACGGCCUGUUUGCGAAGAUGAUUUACAACCCAAGCUCGAAGACAUAUGCCACACUCUGAGCCUUCUGGAACGAUUAUCCCCUACUCUGGGCAAUCCACCCCCCAUGGAUCUCUUCAACGCCGAUAUCCAUGAUAAUGGAACCGAGACAGAGAUCUAUCUCGCAAGAAGGAUGUUUCCCAAGGCAUCAGAUUUGCUGGCAUGCCGCCUCGGCAAAGCAAACUGGCAGCGUCGCCUGUUUCUCAGAUCACUGCGAGCUCGGUUGCGUAGGGAGAAGUCAUCGGCCCACCAGAUGGCUAUAACGCCUGGAAGCAACCGUCAAUUUCCCUUGAUAUUAUCUCAGAGAUUACCAACAGCUCAGAAUCAGUUCAAUUCGAAACUCCCUCCCUCUCAUCGUUCAAUUCUUGGCAGAAUCAAUAGCAGGAGAACGUCUACCAGUGAUUCAACGGCGAACACCAGUACAUUUUGGUCAAAAUCCGAGUCUCUGACUGCUGAGACAGCCACCUCGGUUGCAGAGUCUGAUGAUCGUGGAAAACCUAGUCAACUGACUGUGCCAGCUCCUCCAGUCGCUCUUGAGAAGGGCGCCACUUUUCGAUGUCAAUAUUGUUGCCUCGACAUUGUUGUGGGAGAAACCUGUGCGGAGCUACGUCGAAGAUGGCUUGAUCAGACCAAAGCUACCUGUGCGGAUGCUGGGAAUACACCAUUGAAGUCCGAGGCAAACCUUGAACUGCCCACUUCUCUCGAAGUCUCGACUAGUGCGGACUGGGUUGCGCAUGUGUUUGCAGACCUGGAGCCUUACAUCUGUACCUCGGAGCCAUGCUUUCAUGCGACAAAAACUUACGGAUCCAUUGCUGAUUGGCUGAAGCAUGAGCUUUCCGUCCACAGAUUAGCCAGAAUCUGGACUUGUCAGCUCUGCCAGGAAGACUUUGGGCACAGUGGAGCUUUUGAAGCUCACUUAGUAACCGCACAUCAAGUUCACCCUGAGCAAGCGCCGGCAUUGUCGAGCUUCUGCGAGAGAUUCACGGGGGAUCCCCCUGACCUUGAUUGCGCGCUCUGUGCAUUGAAAUGCACCAGUGUUGAUUCUUUUCGAACUCAUGUCGCUGGACAUCUAGAACAGCUGGCACUAUGCUCGAUCGAGCCGGAUGAGAAGGCAGAAGAGGAAAUACCCGCGUCCCCCAUCGACCAGGCGUCUCCUGCGGAUUAUGCUCGAUUGGAGGAGUUUGUCUUCUCUCAAUCACAGUAUUAUUCGCCGGAUGUAUUCCGAGAGCACGUUACAGACGCAGCCCAAAAACAGGUUUUUGGACAGAAUAUUAUCUCGCAGUGGUCAAGAAGUGAAGCAGGCAAGUCAACCAGGAUCGAAAAGUCGAAGCGUCCACCUAUGCAAGGUCGAGGGCCCUCUUACAGUUUCCUAUCCAACGCGAGAAAACAAAAGGCCAAAGAACUGGGCGCAGAGCAGGAACCACAAACGCCUCCCGUGGGAGCUUCCUCUACCCCUAGGGAGACCGUUCGAACAAAUCCACCUCCGAGAAAUGUUGACUUCGUUGGCCGCAUCGGUGAUCUGGACAACGUUCAUCGGGAGUUGUCAAGACCAGGAAACAUCUGUGUACUUAACGGAAUAGGUGGUUUGGGCAAGUCGGCUCUUGCAGCGGAGUAUACAUACAGGUUCGCGGUCGCUUAUUCGUAUAUCUUCUGGGUAGAGGCUGAAACGCCCAUGAUUUGUGCCGAUACUUUUGCUCAGAUUUCAAUCACGACGGCCGCGCAGAAAGGAAUUCCACUGCCUUCUUUCGACGAGCAGAGACUUGUCGAUCUUAGUCAAGAAUUCUUGGAACAGACAACCGAUAGGUGGCUUCUAAUUUUCGACAAUGUCGACCAAAAGCUCGAUCUCCGUCGAUUUCUACCAAUUGAUAUGGCCAGGACAGCCGGAUCAGUCUUGAUUACCACAAAUAAAGGCGACAUUGGACUGGCAAGCUCACCAUUCACCUUCACUCAGAUUAAUCUUGGGACGCUAACGUUGGAGGAAAGCCGACGGCUCCUUCUAUCAGCAACCCCUGGGCCGCAUCAUCAGGACGCGAAGUCACAUCCGGAAUACAGACUCGCAGGAGAGAUUGCGAAACGUGCUGACAGGCUACCGUUGGCAUUGUCCUUGAUCGCCGGAUACGUCAUGGUAUCACGCUGCACCUUGGCCGACUUUGUCGACCUGUGGAAUGAGAGGCGGAAGAAUAUUCGGACAUCAUUACAGUCUUCAAAGUGCCCUGUCUCGGAGACCGAUGAGGCAAUGGAGACACUGUGGGACAUCGGGCUUCGAGAAGUAACCAGCGACGCUCGAAAGCUGCUUAAUAUCCUUGCCUUCCUAGACCCUGACCACAUCCAGAAAGACUUGUUGGUUGGACCGCACGAAGAUCCCAUGCUUGAGUUGCUUCACGUCUCCGAAGCUGGCAGAUAUAGGCGUAUGACAAACGAGCUCAAAACACGCCGAUUGAUUGCGAUCGAGUUCAAAAACGGCGAAGAAGUUAUCAGCAUUCAUCGUAAAUUGCAGGCGAGAAUUCUACGAGACCUCGACAAGGACCCUUUUUCGCGCGGGGGCGUUUUCAAUCAGGUAUUUUCGCUUGUGCGUUCCCGCUUUCCCAGCGCCUCGCCAAUCCAGGUGCCUGAGCCAGAAAAGUGGCCGAUGUGUAAGAAAUACUUGCCCCAUGUUCUAAGUAUCCAGCGUCUAACGCUUGGAACUCUAAUUCACCUUCCGUUUACUGAAGAGCUAGCGAAACUCUUUUCUGACGGCGGCAUCGAUCUUUGGGAGCGAGGCUUAACCACAGAAGGACUGAAGCUCAUGAAAACUGCUGAGUCAAUACUGGACCUUCUAAAGGUUGAUAAGUUCCAGCUACUCCGUGCCGACAUUCAUGUUAUCAUUUCGCUGCUGCUGCAGGAUUCUGGCCUCGUACAUAUUGGCGAAUGCCACGACCGAAUCAAGACUGCCCUUGAUAUCCGCAGAGACUAUAGCGACAAUCGUGAAGCAUUGACCUAUACCAGAAAUGAUGAGGUUCUACUGUAUAAUGCUUGGUCAGACUACGCAUGCGUCCUUCUGCAAAUCAACAUGUUCGAAGAGGCCGAGUUCAUCUUCGAGAGAUGUUUCCGGCAGUACCAGGACUGGGGAAGCACAAACGUCAUUCCGUACGAGUACGCAAAAUACUACCACCAUGUGUCAUUCUGUCUUAUGUACCGUGGCUCCGCGGACGAAGCGGUGGCUAGUGCUGAGAAGGGUCUCGUCUACGUUGAGCAAGCCACUGGCAAAAGUGCAGCUUACUAUCGAUGGAAGUUCGACCUUGCGUGCUUGCUACUCCAGCAUCCCAAGUUCCUCGAAUCUAGUUCAUGGCAGUCGAGAACUGUUGACAUGCUCAAAGACAUCCUCGCUGCCCGACUUCUGCUCCAUGGCAAAUUCGCCUUUUUGACACUGGAGAGCUAUUACGCGCUCGGCGCUACCCUGUUCUAUCUCGGGAAUUUGCCAGAUGCUGAAAAUUGCCUGCGAACAAUACUGGAGAUAGAGAAGGUCCGACCAGGUUCAUGUAGCGAGGUUGCGCUUGCGAGGACCCAAUUUCUCCUCAGCGAAAUUCUUCUCUUAAUGGAGGAAGGCUCGCAGGCUUCGCAGCACCCGACCUCGAAGUCAGAGGCAGCUACCACCGCGGCAGCAGCAGCAGCAGCAGCAACGGAACAAGUACCAGCCAAGGAAGCAUCGGUAUCGGCACCGUCGGUGCAAGCAGAUCAAGCUCAACCGAAGGAAGCAUCAGUAUCAUCAGCACACCCACCACGGUGGACGGGUCAGCACCUUCCCACCUCCGGCAUGGUCUCAACACCUGCCGCUACAGCGGACCACCGCCUCGAAGAAGCAAAAGACCUCGCCCGCUCCGCCCAAAAGGCUCUCGAUAAACUCAAAUCACAGACUUCCGGACCCUUGGCGCAGCUAAACACAGACACGCAAUCAGCCGCAGCGAGGACGUUCGUAGAGGAGCAUCCAAUGGUGCUGUACGACCUAAUGCAGCCUGUGUUCGAUGGGAGAUUUGCGGGAAGGGAUGUGAUGGAGUACUUGAGGUUGAUCAAGAAGGAGGAGAAAAAGAAAGAGAAAGUCAAGGAUGAGCUUGGUCCCAUGGCGAAGCAGGUACUGGACAGCAUAGAGGAGCAGGAGAACGAAGAGAAGGAGGCCUCGCGUGAGACGAGACUUCCCGGGGCGAAAGCAAGGGAGUGA
This is a messenger RNA of Endocarpon pusillum Z07020, 4629 nucleotides long. RefSeq lists its product as uncharacterized. NCBI's taxonomy places the organism in Eukaryota, Fungi, Ascomycota, Eurotiomycetes, Verrucariales, Verrucariaceae. Gene Ontology annotation, molecular function: ADP binding; protein binding. The coding region runs from base 1 to 4629 and encodes 1542 amino acids. The transcript has 3 exons. The record is from RefSeq and is a predicted model, not a curated record.